Pseudoliparis swirei is the source of this 2570-nucleotide messenger RNA. RefSeq names its product dual specificity protein kinase Ttk-like. Gene Ontology annotation, biological process: peptidyl-serine phosphorylation; meiotic spindle assembly checkpoint signaling; mitotic spindle assembly checkpoint signaling. Lineage: Eukaryota; Metazoa; Chordata; Actinopteri; Perciformes; Liparidae. The annotation marks the transcript as partial. Gene Ontology annotation, molecular function: protein serine/threonine/tyrosine kinase activity; ATP binding; protein binding. The transcript has 20 exons. The record is from RefSeq and is a predicted model, not a curated record. Gene Ontology annotation, cellular component: nucleus; spindle; kinetochore.
GGAAGUGGCACAUUUAAAAACUGGCAGUUGAAGUCGAGCCUUUUUUUUGUGCUCUAUAAAGAUACACCGGAUUAUUGACAUCGUCAACAAGCUACCCACAUCCAUGGCCGAUGUGUUAAACGUCACUUCUACUGUUACCGGUUUUGCAGAGAGAGAAAAUGGAAGAAGAGGAGCACACGGACCGGAAGCACCAGCUUGCCAUGCUCUAUCAUAAGAUAAACAAAAUAAAAAAGUAUUUCAAUGACGAUGACACGGACAACAUUAAGCAGGUUAUCGGCUCAAACUCCCCUGAGUCGUGCCAGUCAUAUUUGGCGGACCUGGAGAAGAAAGGGGACCCCCACUUGGAUCGGAACCACCUCACCAGACUUAUUGACUUUUAUACCCGAGUUUUCUCCAACAUGCCGCUGGGGACACAAAGUCAGAAUGAGAGCUAUGCCAGGCUGCUGGUCCGAUUUGCUGAGCUGAAAGCAAUUCAAGACGUCAAUGAGGCAGAAGCCAACUUCAACGUGGCGAGAUCUCAUAGCCAGAACUUUGCAUUUGUUCACAUUGCUCAUGCACAGUUUGAGCAUUCCCAAGGCAACACAAAGAGAGGCCUUUACAUAUUGCAGAAUGCUAUUGAACUGGGGGCCAAACCAAAGGAGCUGCUGGAGGCUGCCUUGCAAAGCCUCCAGCCGGGGAAAACACGCCUCUUCUGUUUAGAGGAUAAGGAAAAUGUACCUCAGUUGUCAAACAGUAAUGUGCACGGUUCUGUCAAAAAGGGCUCCGUGUUCCAAAAAGUAUGCAGAACAUCGGACGGCACCGGCGACUUGCAGCUCUCCAGUAUUUUUGGUUCCGGGUCGGAGGCUCUUGGUGGAUCGGCAGAUGACCAACCAUCAGGCUGGAGACCUGGAUCUCAUUGCAAGAGAAUAGUUGGCAUGCCAGGGAGAGUUCCCAUUGUACCUUUCUCCAUCCCAGAAAAGGAUGAUGAUUUCAACAUUAAUGAGAGGCCCUCAAAGGGGAAUGAUGCAUCAAUCCACACCAGCAUGUCCAGGCAAACUUCUGGCUCAAACGUGAACCCGCUGUUCGGCCUGUCGUCUUCCAAGAAAAAUGACGUGCAUCGUUUCUACGAUCGACCGCCCGCCGUCAGUCCAGAGUGUUUCCCCUGGGAGGACCAGGCCGCCGUGAACUCCACCACCACACACCUUCACACACACGACACACGGGACGCCCCGAGGAUAGACGCAGACGUGACGUUCAACUUCGACCAGGUGGUCAAUAUCAAUUCCCCCGAGUCGUGUUGGACGUACCUGAUGAACCUGGAGAAGAGCGGCUCGCCUCACACAGACGUCAACAAGCUCAAGGACUGUUACUCAAAAAUCAUCUCCCGGCUGCCGAUAAAACAGUUCAGCAAGAACAACAGCUACGCCCGAAUCCUGGUCAGAUAUGCAGAGCUCAAGGGGAUUGAAGACCCCGAUGAAGCCCAGGACCAGUUCAUCGUUGCCAGAUCCAACUGUAGAGGCUUUGCCUUUGUCCACGUGGCACACGCCCAGUUUGAGAUUUCUCAAGGUAAUGUGAUCAAAGCCACUUCAAUUCUGCACAAAGCCCAGGCAUUGAAUGCCCGGCCGGCGGAGCUGCUGGAGAUGGCCGUCCGUAACCUGAAGGCGGGGGAGAAACGGCUGAUGCCCUCCAGGGAGGAGGAGGAGGAGCCUCCCGCAGAUUUGCAACCGGUUGCUGCGGUAAACGUGUCCGCUUGUGGGAGAAACCAGGAAGUCCAUCUUCCGGCUCGGGUCCCCGUGAAGCGGCCGGCCGAACAGCCCAAAGCUGCCGGCAAGGAGCCGUCGUCUGAGUGGAAGAUGCCGACGCUCCUCAACCGGCACAUUUCUCCACAGGAUAAACGAGCGACACCUCCUGACCCCAGACCUGUUCCUCGUUUGACGGAGUCCCUCCACACUCCGUCCCUCCACACGCCGUCCCUCCCCACUCCGUCCCGCCCCACUCCGUCCCUCCCCACGCCGUCCCUCCCCACGCCACUAAACCAGGCGCCGUGCUUCCAAACUCCACAGUUGUCCCUCUCUGCGUUGUCAAAUGAAACCAUCACCAUUAAGGGCAAACAGUUCGUCAUCCUCAAGAUGAUUGGACAUGGUGGAUCUAGUAAGGUCUACCAGGUGCUCGAUCACAAGAAGCAGCUGUUUGCUGUGAAGUGCGUCGACGUCGAGGAGGCGGACGCUCAGACGAUAGAAAGCUACAAGAAUGAGAUCGAACAUCUGAACCGCUUGCAGCAGUACAGCGAUCAAAUCAUCAAGCUCUACGACUACGAAAUAACCGACAGCUACAUCUACAUGCGGAUGGAGUGUGGAAACUUGGAUCUGAACACGUGGUUGAGGAACCGCAAGACGGUGAAUCCUCUGGAGAGGAAGUUCUACUGGAAGAACAUGCUGGAGGCCGUCCAGACCAUCCACAAACACGGAAUUGUCCACAGUGACUUGAAGCCCGCCAAUUUCGUCAUCGUGAACGCGUCGCUGAAGUUGAUCGACUUUGGCAUCGCCAACAGAAUCCAGCCAGAUGUUACGAGCAUCAUGAAGGAUUCACAG